GUUGUCCUCUUCUUCAACUGGAGUUGAAAGUUAAAACGUCUGUCGCUCGUCAUGACGGUCUUACAUCGAUGAAGGGAUUUUACACAAGGAAUUAAGGGGAAACGGCACUUUAGACUGGUGUAAAUAUGGCUCAUCGUUCCCAGUGCUCCUCUGCCGGGGACAAUCCCCUGGACCCCAACUACCUGACCCCUCAUUACCGUGAGGAAUACCGAAUGGCGAUUGACGCCCUGGUUGAAGCUGACUUGGAGGGCUACUAUGGGUUUCUUCAGGAAGCAGAUGUGGUUGAUUUCUUAUCCCGUUCAGAGACUGAGUAUAUCAAAUGCAUGGUGCAGGCUCCACAUCACACUGCCCAACCAGAGAGGCGAUACAUGGCUGAAGAUGUAGAUGGCUCUUCUGACACUUACUGGCCGGUACAUUCAGACCAUGAUGCUCCGAGCCUGGACCUAGGAUGGCCGCAGCAAUUCAGAUUUGUUGGACCCACUGAGGUCACUACGUUGGUGAAUCCGUCUGAUCCCGAGAUGCCCAGUAUCAAGGAGCAAGUCCGCAGAAUGAUCAAGAAUGCACAACAAGUUAUCGCUGUGGUAAUGGAUAUGUUUACAGAUGUUGACAUCUUUGCUGAUAUCCUUGGUGCAGCUACACGUGGUGUCGCUGUUUAUGUUCUUCUUGAUGAACUGAAUGCUCACCAUUUUGUUGCGAUGGUGAACAACUGUAGGGUGAAUCUGGAUGAAAUAAAAUUCAUGCGGGUAAGAACUGUGUCUGGUAGUAGCUACUACUGCCGAACAGGAAAGACCUUCAAAGGUCAGAUGAUGGAUCGCUUUAUACUGGUAGACUGCAGAGCUGUUUUAAGUGGCAACUAUAGCUUCAUGUGGUCUUUUGAGAAGAUACAUCGCUGUCUUGCUCAUCUCUUUCUGGGACAGCUUGUAACCACCUUUGAUGAAGAGUUUCGGAUUCUCUUUGCCCAUUCAGAGCCACUGGUUGUUGAAAAUGUUUUGGCAAUUAUGCCGCACUCUAGUGGAGAACCCGAAAGCUACUACAACACAGAAAAGACCCACAUGUUUAACAGAGAAUAUCCAACUAUGGGCAUGGAAUGGGCUGGGCGUACUACAGAAGAUCAUAUGAAAUUGGGUUACAAAAUGUUACCCUUUAGGAGUGAAUCCAUCCACAGUGCAGCAGAAGCAAAUCCCUCUGUUCAGAGGAAUAUGAACCUGCAUGCUGCCCAGCAAUAUAGAGGGGACCAUCAAUUUAUAGAGCAUGGAAGGCAAAUGAGAGGACCAAAUGAAACGGUUGGCUUCAAAAGACAUAGCAGUGGAAAUAUUCCUGAUUAUGAAUACAUGCCCCCUCAAAACCAUCCAACAAUAAGAGGAAAGCAGUACAAGGAGGGAGCAAUUCCCCACGUUGGACACUUUGCACAGGAACCAUGUAUUCACAAGGGAGCUGGAUUACAAUCUGGUUAUGACAUGUAUGGAAGAUUUAGAGGCCAAGGCCAACACAUUGAUCAGUUUUCAGGGCCUGGCUACCCUCAUGAGGGAGAAGAAGAUGAACCACCUGGAGUUUAUGACCAUAUUCAAAGAUACUUGCAGUCUCACCCUGCUAUGGAGGAAGGACAUGGUCCAAGAAAUGUAUUACCACCUGUGCAGUCCAAUCUCAAGAGACAUAGCAUGGGACAGUCUUAUACAUGUCAGACCUCCCCAACACAACCAAACCCGCCAGAACAGAAAUUUUUCUUCAAUGUAAGCCGCAAAGCACAGGAUGUGAGUCAAAAGCAAGGCCUGCGGGACUGGAGGAUCAGCUCAUACCUUAGUGCAUAUGAUGAUGCAGGAGAGCUGGAUUUAGCUGAACUUGAAGGAUCCACUGCAUGUGAUGACAUUCCAUGUUUUACGCAGGAAGCUCCCUGUGGCCCCAUACGUGCUGAAAUUAGACUAGGAAAUAGAGAGUUUAACAGGAUACCUUCACCUAGGGAAAAUCCCAUGUUUGUCCAAAUUCAGAAUAAUUCUAUUGUGCCUGACAGUUCAGUUAAUCAUCCAUCUGACUUAUCACAAAUAAAUAUCAAAACAACACCAGCAUCAACUUCAGAGUCUUCUUGCACCACUGAGGGUGACAAAGUGGAGGAGACGCAGAAUAGAGAACCUAAAGAGACUAGCCGGAUAAGUGAAGAGUUCCUCAAGAGGAAACCCAGCCGACAUGUCCAGAGGAGUUCCAGACUGAGACACUCACUGAUAUUCAGUUCAAAUUUGGAGUUGCAUGCAUCAGAAGAGAUGAAAGAUGCUGGUGGAGAAAAAGAUGGAGAUGACGCUUCUAAACUUUCAGCUCGUGUGUCACAAAUCUUGGAUAAAAGGAGGACUGGUUCUCCAUUUCAACCAUUCCAGUGGAGCAGUUAUGUAAAGUCAGCCACAUUUGAUAACUCCGCCUCAGAGUCUGCACAACCUGAGGAUGAACUGAACAAAAUGGGUGAAAAUUCUGAUGUAGAUAAGGUUGAAAACUGCCAAAAUCUUAGAAAGAAUUCAAUAAAGGGUGAUCUGCAAGAAAAAGAUCUGCCUCAAACAGUUCCUGAAACAAACAGCCAAAGGGAUGAAUGCCCAUCUAAUUUAUUGCAAAAGUCAUCUUCUUUCAUAGAUAUGAAUGACCCUGACUGUAGACUGAGGUAUUUCAAAGAGUUAGCAGCAAAACGCAAACUUGAAGCAGCAAAGGCUUCUCAGAGCAAUCCUAUGAAAGCCACCCAAAAGUUUACUCUACCAGAGAAACCGUCAACUAUUGACGCAGAUAAAACAACAGGACAUGUUUUCAAGAUCCCAGAAACUCCACUCAAGUCAAAAAAUACAUUUUUCACAGUAACAGAGAUCAAAGAAACCUAUAAAGACACCAAAUGUAAGGAAUCGAGUAAAGACAUCCUACACAGAGCUACUGAUGCUGAAAAAAUUAGAUUUAAGAAAAAACUUGCAGAAGAGUCUGGCUCAUCUUUAAAAAUUUUCAAGGGAGACAUUGAUCAAGCUCUAAAAGAAGAGGCAAGAACAGUAUCUACAGCUAAAAACCAGACACCCCCCGUUUUAAAUUUUUUUUCACAAAAACCUCUCUGUGCCUCACAAAAUCAAGUAGUUUCUGUUGCAUUAGAUACUACCUCAACAAAAUCUGGCCUCAACCAAUAUCGUAUUUCUAAAGAAACAGAUCCCUCCCAUGCCGUUCUGACUGAGAGUUGUCUGCCUAUAAAGUUACCACAGACAAAGUGUGUGUCAUCACUACGCACCACUCCAAAUGAGGGAAGUCUAUCUGCAAAUGACUCACAAACUCUUGCACAGAGCUUACCCAAUAUUUUUGGCACAUGCUCUGAUACUGUGCAUCUUGAUUCUAAUUCAACAGCAAACCUUGCAAUUGUAGAUACUUGUGUACCUUCAAAAAAUGACCACAAAGAUACAGUUCCCUCCCCAGCAUUUUACCAUACAACUGGAAUUAGUUCCACCAAACACUCCACUGCAAUAAAGGCAGACUUUUCUCAGCACCUCAAUGAAACUGGGGCAGAUUUUUCUAAACACUCCACCGCAGUAGGGGCUGAACCAUCUACAGCAGAAAAUGUGUAUUUCCAACACCACUCUGCAACAGAGAAAAACUCUUCUCAACAGCAUACCUUAAUAGAAUUGGACUCUUCCAAACCACCCACUACCACAGAAAGUGAACCCUCACGAAAAUCUACUUCAACAGAGGCAGACUCUUCUCAACACACUCCUGCAUCUAAAAUAGACUGUUUUCAACAGCCUGCUGCAGUGAGGAAAGACUUUUCCCUGCACCCCACUGCUACAGAAUGUGGAACUUCAAAAAACUUCCCUAUUACAACAGAAACUGACUCUUUCCAACAGCCAACUGCAGCAAAAAGUGAAUCGUCACAUCACUCCACCACAAUUAAAGCAGCCUCUUCUCAACAGCCUACUGAAACAGGAGAUUACUCUUUUCAGCCCCCCACUAAAUCUGGGACAGACUUUUGCCAACACUCCACUGCAGUAGAAAGUGAAAACUCUGAAAAAUCCACUGCAGUGCGGACAGACCCUACUACAGCAAGAAAUAAACCUUCCCAACAGUGCACUGACGUAUCUUCAGACUUUUCCAAACAUCCCCCUGCAGUGAAGGUAAAUUCUUCCCAAAACCCCACUGCAGCAGAGAUUAACUCUUCUGAGCAGUCUGCUGCAUCAGUGAUAGACUCUCCCCAACACCACAUGGCAAAAGAAAGUAAAUGUUCGCUAAAACCCACUGUAUCGGGUACACAACCUUUCAUACAGCUAAAUGCAUCUGCUGCAGCCACUUCACAACAUCCCAGUGCAGUGGAGGCAGACUCCUCCCAACAGCCCACUGCAACAGCCACGGACUCUUCUCAACACCCCACUGCAACAGCCACAAAUUCUUCUCAGCAACCCACUCAAAUGGAGAAAGACCCUUCUCAAAAGUCCACUGCAGUGGAGACAUACUAUUCCCAGCAUGCCGCUGCAGCAGUCACAGACUCUUCUCAGCACCCCACUACAACAGUCACAGAUUCUCCUCAACAACCCAUUGCAAUGGAGGCAGACCCUUCUCAAAAGCUCACUGCAUCAAUGGUAGACGCAAUUGAACAGCUAACUGCAUCAGAGGCAGACACUCCCAAGUCCCACACUACAACAAAAAGUGACCUUUCCACAGAGACCGACUCUUCCCGGGAGCCCACUGCAGCGGUCACAGACUCUUCUCAGCAGCCCACUGCAAAAGAGACCGACUCUUCCCAGCAGCCCACUGCAACAGAGACCGACUCUUCCCGGGAGCCCACUGCAGCAGUCACAGACUCUUCUCAGCAGCCGACUGCAAAAGAGACCGACUCUUCCCAGCAGCCCACUGCAAAAGGGACCGACUCUUCCCAGCAGCCCACUGCAACAGAGACCAACUCUUCCCGAGAGCCCACUGCAGCAGUCACAGACUCUUCUCAGCAGCCCACUGCAACAGAGACCGACUCUUGCCGGGAGCCUACUGCAGCAGUCACAGACUCUUCUCAGCAGCCCACUACAACAGAGACCGACUCUUCCCAGCAGCCCACUGCAACAGAGACUGACUCUUCCCGGGAGCCCACUGCAGCAGUCACAGACUCUUCUCAGCAGCCAACUGCAAAAGAGACCGACUCUUCCCAGCAGCCCACUGCAACAGAGACCGAAUCUUCCCGGGAGUCCACUGCAGCAGUCACAAACUCUUCCCAGCAGCCCACUGCAACAGAGACCGACUCUUCCCAGCUGCCCACUGCAACAGAGACCGACUCCUCCCAGCAGCCCACUGCAACAGAGACCGACUCUUCUCAGGAGCCCACUGCAGCGGUCACAGACUCUUCUCAGCAGCCCACUGCAAAAGAGACCGACUCUUCCCAGCAGCCCACUGCAAAAGGGACCGACUCUUCCCAGCAGCCCACUGCAACAGAGACCAACUCUUCCCGAGAGCCCACUGCAGCAGUCACAGACUCUUCUCAGCAGCCCACUGCAAAAGAGGCCGACUCUUCCCAGCAGCCCACUGCAACAGAGACCGACUCUUCCCGGGAGCCCACUGCAGCAGUCACAGACACUUCCCAGAAAUCCACUUCAACAGUCACCGACUCUUCCCGGGAGCCCACUGCAACAGAGACCGACUCUUCUCGGGAGCCCACUGCAGCGGUCACAGACUCUUCUCAGCAGCCCACUGCAAAAGAGACCGACUCUUCCCAGCAGCCCACUGCAACAGAGACCGACUCUUCCCGGGAGCCCACUGCAGCAGUCACAGACUCUUCUCAGCAGCCCACUGCAAAAGAGACCGACUCUUCCCAGCAGCCCACUGCAACAGAGACCGACUCUUCCCGGGAGCCCACUGCAGCAGUCACAGACUCUUCUCAGCAGCCCACUGCAAAAGAGACCGACUCUUCCCAGCAGCCCACUGCAACAGAGACCGACCCUUCCCGGAAACCCACUGCAGCAGUCACAAACUCUGCAACAGAGAUAGGUUUUUCCCAGAAGCCGACUGCAGCAGACAAAGACUGCUCCCAGAAGAUCACUUCAACAGGCACAGUCUCUUCAGACACAGACUCUUCCCAGCAGCCAACUGCAACAGAGACAGAUUCUUCCCCUGAGCCCACUGCAGCAGUCACAGACACUUCCCAGAAGUCCACUUCAACAGGCACAGACUCUUCCCAGCAGCCCACUGCAAUAGAGACUGCCUUUUCCCAGGAGCCCACUGCAAAAUACACAGACUCUUUCCAGCAGCCCGUUACAACAGAGGAAGACUCUUCCCGAGAGCCCACUGCAGCAGACACAGACUUCUCCCAGAAGUCCACUGCAACAGAGACAGAUUCUUCCCCUGAGCCCACUGCAGCAGUCACAGACACUUCCCAGAAAUCCACUUCAACAGUCACAGACUCUUCCCAGAAGACCACUGCAACAACCACAGACUCCUUCCAGCAGUCUUUUGCAACAGAGACAGAUUCUUCCCAGCUGCCCGCUGCAAAAGAGACAGACUCUUCCCAGAAACACACUGUAACAGCCACAGACUCUUUCCAGCAGUCUGUUCCAACAGAGACUGACUCGCUCCAGCAGCUCAGUAUAACAGAAAGUGAGUUUUCCCAAAAUCCCUCCAAAAUGUGGACAGACACUUCCAAACAUCCUAUUGAAACAGAAAAUGAAUCCCUUCAAGACAUCACUGCAACAAAGUCUGACUGUGUGAAUGAGAAAAAAGAUGAGAACUUAUCCGAAGCCUUUAGCAAACUAAUACCCAUUCCAGAGGCUAACAAUACUCAAAAAGAAAAUAGCAUAUCUCAAAAUGCAGUCAUCACAGACUCAAGUUCCCCAGCUAAACAUUCCCAAUCUGAAACUGUUACACCUUGUGAUAGCCAAGUGGAACUAAACCAAACACAAGCAUGGGCCAAACCAUGUAUAACUCCUACAGUUAAAGACACAGACAAUGGUGCUUUAACUAGUCUUGAUUCAGUGGAGGUGAGCUCAACUCAGUCUCAAGGUUCUCCAGAGCCUUGCCUGUCCUCGAAUGAGAUCAACUCAACUCAGGGAAUAACACAAUUACAAUCUAGCUUUUCAUCAAACCCUAUGGAAUCUAGCUGUCAAAAUGACUCAAAGCCUGAGAAAACAGAUGAGUGCCAGAAAUCUGACACAGAGCAAACUCAGAAUCAUGACACUUCAGCUGUAGAUGCAGGGCCCAAGAUAGCUCACAUAGAAGUUUCUACAGCAACAGACUCUAACGAGGUUGAUAAAUUUAAACAAACAACACCAGAGGUAGAAAACACUGUGACUAACUUUGCAGAGGUGUCAGAAAAAUCACAUUUGACUGUACACAGUAAUUCAAGUAAGUCUUCUGUUGCAGAGAAUGCAAAAUCGAUAAAGUCUGCCCAUCAGACAUCUACUGCAAAUGUUAUCUCUUGCAGCAACCUUAGAGAUGACACUAAAGUUCUUUUAGAGCAAAUUUCAGCAAAGAACCAAAGCAGAUCUUCCCAGUCCAAGCAGACCCUUGCUGCACCCAAUGAAGCCAAAAAGGGUGAGGUUAGUUCUGCAGAUAAAUUGUUUUCAAAUAAUUCAGGAAGGCCCUGGUCCUCCAAGGCUACACCAGAAGAGCGGGAGAUGUUACUACAAAAGAUGGAGCAAAUGCGUAAAGAGAGGAAGGUCUACAGCCGUUUUGAGACCUCGUGAAUUAAACCAUUGGAAGAGGGGCUCCAAUGAUGAACAAUAAGAGGAAAGCGAUUUUGCCUGAUUUUUUUUACCUCAUAACUGUGAACCUGCACAAACUUGGAUUGAAGUGUCUAAUAACUUCUGAUUAUACCAAAGAGUGCUGCCUAUAUUGAGAGAAUAGAAAUCCCUGCAGGGCUUAACAAGCUAUGCAGAUGAUCUGUGUGACAAAACAGGAACUCAACCUUUACCGGCUGGAAUAAGCUUUUGAUAGGGCAAGUAUUUCUCUGUGUGUGUGUAUAUAUAGUGUAGCUGUGAAACACAUUUCUGAAUCUUUUGUAGUUAUUGGGAGUUCUAUAUUCAGAAAUUAUGAUCUGAUAUAAAUACUGUAAAUAGAGAGUUGUUUACAUAACAAAAACAAGGAGAUAA
This is a messenger RNA of Sinocyclocheilus rhinocerous, 8066 nucleotides long. Its product is annotated as serine-rich adhesin for platelets-like. Gene Ontology annotation, cellular component: keratin filament. NCBI's taxonomy places the organism in Eukaryota, Metazoa, Chordata, Actinopteri, Cypriniformes, Cyprinidae. The coding region runs from base 126 to 7661 and encodes 2511 amino acids. Gene Ontology annotation, molecular function: protein kinase binding; keratin filament binding. The record is from RefSeq and is a predicted model, not a curated record. The transcript is spliced from 6 exons. Gene Ontology annotation, biological process: signal transduction; positive regulation of cell migration; intermediate filament cytoskeleton organization.